CUUAGACAGAUUUUCCCAGAAAAACCCUUAGAAAAUCCUAAAUCCUCCCAUUUUCUCGUCAUACAAACAAGAAGAUGACUGGUGACACGAAGGUUAAUCGUGGUGAGAUUGAUGAGAGCAAAGUCAAAGCGCCAAACAUGUUUGAACGGGCCAAAGAGGAGUUCGAUGCUGUUGUUGGGGCUAUUCAUCAACGCAAGAGUUCCAAGGACGAAUCUGAUCAAAUGGAAUUCAAAUCCGCAUCAACAGAAGAUGAGAAUAAGAAACCGAAUAUGAUGAGAAAGGCCAAGGAGGAAAUAAAAUCUCUGUUCCAUUCCAAGGAGAAACCUCAUCAUCACAAAGAAACUCAUGGAAGGAGUGAUGAUAUCGAUGAGAACACACAUGUAGAUGAAGUGAAGGCUCCCAAUGUUUUCGAGAGAGCCAAGGAAGAGAUAGAGGCUGUCAUCGACACCAUCCAUUCCAAGAAGAAGGAGACUGACGGUUCUGAUUCUCCUAAGCGUUCCCGGUCUGUCUCACCGGAGAAGGAGAGAGCUGGAUUCGGAUGCUCUCUUGGAAAGGGGCUGGAAAAGAUUUGUGCUCCUUGGGGGAAUAAUAAAAACGAUUGAGUUAUAUUCAUUAUGUUU
Brassica oleracea var. oleracea is the source of this 620-nucleotide messenger RNA. RefSeq lists its product as uncharacterized. The record is from RefSeq and is a predicted model, not a curated record. The coding region runs from base 75 to 602 and encodes 175 amino acids. The transcript has 4 exons. NCBI's taxonomy places the organism in Eukaryota, Viridiplantae, Streptophyta, Magnoliopsida, Brassicales, Brassicaceae.